GUGAGCAAGCGAGGUCACAGGCGAGCGUUACAACAUGGCGGCGACGGCGAACUGAUAUGUCAAAAAUGCUUUAUCCGAAGUGUGUUGGAAAUCAGCAGAUUGCUCCACGGCACAACUGAAUAUUAGCGUUUUUUACGUAAAGCGGGAUUGGACGCCUUGCUUCUGCCUCGCGUCUGUCUCGGACUGGACUGGCAGCAGUUCUGUGGAAGAAAAGGAAUUAAUGGCAGCUGCCGCCCUAAAGUUGGGUGAGCAGAAAGGUGAAAAAAUGGGUUUGCCGUGUGAAAAAGACCAACCAGCACAGAUUAACCAUGAGAGCAAAGGAGCAGCUCAGGAUUCAGGUGAAGGAGUUGAUUCUUCAGAGACUCAGAAGAUGGAGCCAGAGAUGCAGAAGCAUGGACGAAAAUCUAGCUCUAAGGUUCCCCCAGAUGUGGAUCAGGAAAACCCACUUAAUACAGAGGAAGCCCAGGGGAAGCAAGGACCAAAGGCAAAGACUCCCGCCAAAAGGAGAAGAAAGGAAAUCAUUCCAGAGACCCCACCACAACAUGACAGUUCAGCAGUCUCUGAUACAUCUGAACUCACUUCUAGCGGUCGGCCCAAGAGGAGAGCUGCUAAAAUUGCUUUAGAUUAUCUCCACAACCUUGCCAGGGAUCUUGGCGCUCCAUCAGAAUCCUCCAUUAAAGACACGUCCAAGUCUGGUGAAGCGGAUGGCACUGAACAGAAAAAGAAAACCGCAACGAGAACGGGGACGAAAAGAAAAACCCCAGAUUAUAAAAGUGACUCAGACGGUGAUGAAGACUUUUCCCCAGGAAAACACGAAGAGGCAGAGAGCGAAGAUGAAGAAGAUUCAGAGCCGGACUUCAGCUUGAACGUCGAGCGCAAACCAGCCAGACCAUCCAGACCAUCCAAACCAGCCAGAGGAAAUUAUCAGUGUCUUCUUCCAAAUGGAUUGGCUAACAAUGUCAUGGAGCCCGUUUGGAACUGUUUUAGUAGGACCAAACAAUUCCGGGAUGAAAACCUUUCCCCCUGGGUAUUUCCAGAGUGGAUUCCUUCUGUCAAAGAUUGGAAUUUACUGUCUAAGAGUGAGGCUGAAAAAUAUUUACCCCAAGAGAAAGAAUCUGCUUCUUUUACCUUUACACGGGAAAGCAUCAAGGGACAGUUCAAACUGCAAACAGUGAAGAGGUUUGAAUCAUUGCCACAUCAUUCUGAGCGCUGGGAUGCUCUGUUCUUUGUGGGGGGUCCUGUGCGGUCCUUGGAGUGGUGCCCCUGUCCUGACGGGGCGGCAAAAAGACAGUAUGCCGCCAUCUACUGCCACAAAGGCAUGGAUGACAAACACAAAAUCAAUGACCUGCACACAGGUCCUGUCUUACUGCAGCUGUGGGACAUUGGAGACCUUCAGUGCAAGAGCAGGCCCUCAACUGCUCCUCAUCUAGCAUAUGCUUUGGCAAUAGAUGAUGGAUGCAUCUGGAAUAUAAAGUGGUGUCCUGCAGGAGUGUGGGAGCUACCCUCUACCAGCAGAAAGGCUCUACAGAUGCCUAGAUUAGGUCUUCUAGCAGCAGCUUUCUCUAAUGGAACCAUUGGCGUUUACAGUCUUCCACACCCAGAAGCCCUUGCAGCACAUCAUCAUAGUAAAGGAGAAAGCAGCCAAGCACCACUGAUAUGCCGGGUGAAGAAGGUUCUGACUUUGAAGAUGGGUUCUAACCAGGCGGAUCAUAAAGGUCAAAGUGGUCUGUGUUUUGCUAUGGAUUGGCUCCACGUUAAACCACAUAACCUCUUGGCUGCCGGCUUUUAUGAUGGUCUGGUUGGUUUAUGGGAUCUUGCUAGUAAGUCUACACUACUGAAAGUCAAGCCUCCAGAUGGAGGUGUGCAUCUCUACCCUUACCACUGUUUUCAUGCUCAUGACGAAAACAUCCGGACCCUGUGCUGGUGCAAAGCCUCAAGCAACUUGUUGGUGACCGUCGGUGAUGACCGCAUGGCAAAAAUGUGGGACGUGAGGAAAACCUACGUGCCUCUUCUGGCAGUAAAGCGCUGCUUGUCCCCUGAAGUGUACUGGCCCCUCUUCUGGAGCGGCAUCCUGAUGGCUCAAGAGUGUUGCUUUGCCACGUUUGGACAACAUGGGGUUCACUAUUUUGAUACAGGUUACCUCGGAAUCAAGCCUUACUUUGUGUGUCCUAGAAAAGCCACUGUUUGGAGCCUUUCUAUGUCUGAUUGGAUAAACACUUUUGUUGUUGUGGACAAUGGAGGAGAUUGUUUAUUUAGUUUGCUUCCUGAAAUGGACAUGGACCCUAACACUAUCAGACGACGAAGAUAUUCAGUGUACAGGACUGACAUGGUCCAGUUUCAACCUGGUCAGGGGCCUGGAGAUAAGGAACAAGAGGAGGAGGAAGUGGAAAAUGCUGCAAGUAAUCCUAGGAAGGAGCCACUGAGUUACAAAGGAGCAAUCAGAAAGUACUAUCUUCAUUUUCAUGACUUGGACCUGGGGAACUUUGCUAAGAGUGAAACUCGGGCCAUGAUGAAGCACCUGCACCAGCAUGAGGUCAAAGGUGUUGCUAAAGUGGACCAGAUGCCAUUGAGCGCACUGUACAAGGUCCGUUUUAACCCAAACAUGGAUGCGUACAACUGGAUCCUGUCGGGUGGGCAGUCGGGUUUGGUGCGUGUGAACUGUGCACGUGGACUGAGCUGCUCUGUGAUGCUCAAGCAGUUGCGUGAAGCUCAAGCCCAGUUCAGCGCCAUGUUCCAGUCUCAGGAGCCCGAUGACUCUGCAACAGCUGUCCGUCACAGCACAGCGGAUACAGUACAAGUUCACUAGCCUCCACCGCCGCAGAUUCUGAGCUCUAUCCUCAAACGGACUGCGCUGUCAUAAUAGGCGGAGGGACUGUCAUUUUUAGAAGACUGAUGACAUACACUUUUUAUUCCUAACUUAAAUCGAAAGAAGGAAAACUAUUUUCAUAUAAGCCUCUGUAUGUUCCCGGUUUUAUAUUUUUUGUGUUUUCUUAUAUUAGUGCUGUACAGAGAGGAAAACCUUUUGAACUGUUUUGCACCAUCGUGAACCUCAGACAGGAAGCCUGUUUGUGUUGUCUUUUAGUUCGGUAUCUUCAUCUUAAUACGUUAGGUACGUGUGGAGAAUGAAAUCAUUUAUGGGAAGCAUUAUUCUCGUUUUCUCCUGUUCCUGUUCAGCGCUAUAUAAUGAUAAAACAUAUCCAUCUUGACAUUAGGAAAACAUUUGAUUAGAUUCUUUAAUUUAGCUAUCGUAUCAAGGUCUGUUUUUUCCCUUUAGCUUUAGCUUUCUUACCCUAAAUGAUCGUGUUAAAGGAACAGUGACACAAAAAUUAAACCUCCUCCCCAUGUCGUUUCAAACCUGACUUUAUUUCUUCUGUGGAACAUGAAAAUGUUUUUCCACUUUAUAUUUCAAUUCUCCACAUAUAAAUUCUUCAGAUAUUCAAAUAUCAGGCUUUUAUGUUCGGCCCUUUUAUGGUCAUACGGAACAAGUAAUAUAGUGCUCUGUGCACUUUAUUGUUUUGAUUAUUUUCAGUAUUUUUGGAGUCUAGAUUUCUAUUCACUUUCUUAACAUGGAAAAGAGUGUCCGUUACGUUUGUGAGCACGACUCCUUUUGCGCUUCACAGAAGGAAUAAAGUCAUACAGGUAUGGAAAGACAUGAGUAAAAGUAGUCAUUUUUGGCAGAACAAUAAUUUUAAUUCUGUAACUUGAGCUUUCUUGUCGGGUAUUGUUAUUCGUACCUUUUUCAAGUCUUAAUUACCUCUUCUUCUUACUCAGGUCUAGCCAAAUUUGUAAGGGCGUCAUUGGACUCUGCUGAUAACUGCAGCCUUCAUGUGAGUUAAUGCUGUCCCUGAACCAAUAGCAUUCUGACGUUAAGAUCAGAUGCACCUUGAUACCCGCCUCAUAAUUCAUAACCUCAAUUUUGUCUGAGUGACUGUAAAUGACUCCAGUGAUGAGAAUCUGGAGAGGUGCCAAUCAGAUUAAUGCUGCUGUGGUCUGUCAGAUAAGAUUAAAUAAGGAAGCCUGUUAUAAUGGAUUUCAAUUUAGUGCGUUAAUUUAAAUGUCUCAAUCUGACUGUGAGGCUCAAGAUAUGGUUAGUAGUUUUGGUCUGUUUUAACAGCAACAUUUAUAUUUUGUAAAUUAUAUUAAACUGAAUUGUUAAUAGGUA
This is a messenger RNA of Puntigrus tetrazona (Sumatra barb), 4162 nucleotides long. It is a transcript of the gene gtf3c2, whose product is annotated as general transcription factor IIIC, polypeptide 2, beta. Gene Ontology annotation, cellular component: transcription factor TFIIIC complex. Lineage: Eukaryota; Metazoa; Chordata; Actinopteri; Cypriniformes; Cyprinidae. The record is from RefSeq and is a predicted model, not a curated record. Bases 221 to 2806 code for a protein of 861 amino acids. The transcript has 19 exons. Gene Ontology annotation, molecular function: protein binding. Gene Ontology annotation, biological process: transcription by RNA polymerase III.